AUGUUUAAUGUCCUCUCUCCAGAGAGAAGGCUUCAUUCUUCCAUCCGUCGUGGAGAUGGGAUUAAUUUAUCUGCUGAAGGAAGCAAAAUAGUGGUGGAAGAGAUACUGAAGGUACUGAGGGAAGCUGACUGGAAGGCAAGCUUACACUGGAAAUCCAUGCCAUUAGAAUUUGCAGAGGAUUCACCAUAUGAUCUUGUUGCUGCCGAUGGAAAGACAACAUUAAAUCCCUCCAGCUGGACAUUUUAUAGGGUGAUUCAGUGGGACUAG
Molecule: messenger RNA, 267 nt
Organism: Prunus armeniaca (apricot)
Lineage: Eukaryota; Viridiplantae; Streptophyta; Magnoliopsida; Rosales; Rosaceae
Source: the annotation of a GenBank genome assembly